AUGGAUCACUCAGGAACAGAGUCGCAGCAGAACACGCGCCAACGGCCGGGAGAGCCAGAUGCAGGAGCAGGAAGUGGAGGCAGUGGCGGCUUCAAGCUCAAGUUCUGCACCGUCUGCGCCUCGAACAACAACCGCUCAAUGGAAGCCCACCUCCGCCUAACCACCGCCCCCUCACCAUACCCCACCAUCUCCUUCGGCACCGGCUCGCUCGUCCGCCUGCCCGGCCCGUCCAUCUCCCAACCGAACGUCUACCACUUCAACAGCACCUCCUACGCCGCCAUGUACAACGAGUUGGCUGCCAAAGACCAGCGUUUAUACCGCGCCAACGGCAUUUUACCCAUGUUGGAAAGGAACAAGGGCGUCAAGUGGGGUCCGGAGCGAUGGCAGGACUGGCAGGUAGGCGUGCCGAGGGCAGAGUACAAGACAGACAAGGGAUACAUGGGCACAGAGGCAGGUACGGUGGAUAUCGUCAUUACGUGUGAAGAGCGGUGCUGGGACGCUGUGAUCGACGACCUUCUGACUCGAGGCUCGCCGCUCAACAGACCGGUGCAUGUGUUCAACGUGGAUAUCAAGGAUAACCAUGAGGAGGCGCUUGUGGGCGGGAAGGCGAUCCUAGAGUUGGCCGAUGCGCUAAAUGGUGCUGCAGCAGAGGAGAGGGAGGCUUGGGGUCAGAAGACGGGUGGAGGGAUGAAUGGGUUUGAUUCGGGGCAUGCGGGUGCAAGAGCUGGGUUUGAUGAGAGGGUGCCCGACAUUCUGGCGGAGUGGCAGGAGAAGUGGCCCACGCUGCCGGCGCUUUGGACCUUGGCGUGGUUCUGA
Molecule: messenger RNA, 816 nt
Organism: Baudoinia panamericana UAMH 10762
Lineage: Eukaryota; Fungi; Ascomycota; Dothideomycetes; Mycosphaerellales; Teratosphaeriaceae
Exons: 3
Coding region: 1-816 (271 amino acids)
Biological process (GO): termination of RNA polymerase II transcription
Cellular component (GO): mRNA cleavage and polyadenylation specificity factor complex; nucleus
Molecular function (GO): RNA polymerase II CTD heptapeptide repeat phosphatase activity
Source: RefSeq, a predicted model, not a curated record